Molecule: messenger RNA, 1245 nt
Organism: Diplodia corticola
Lineage: Eukaryota; Fungi; Ascomycota; Dothideomycetes; Botryosphaeriales; Botryosphaeriaceae
Product: c6 zinc finger domain-containing protein
Exons: 1
Coding region: 1-1245 (414 amino acids)
Biological process (GO): regulation of transcription by RNA polymerase II
Molecular function (GO): DNA-binding transcription activator activity, RNA polymerase II-specific; zinc ion binding
Source: RefSeq, a predicted model, not a curated record
AUGCCCUGGCGCGCUGCCCUUGCUAACUCUUGGCAGUGCGACGAACAGAAGCCCACCUGCGGCAACUGCGUCAAGCGGGAGCAGUCAUGUAGUCUUCAAUUCGUGGUCCCCAAUCUGCCCUACAGCCGGCCAGCAGCACAGAAGCCCAGUCUUGCUCCUACUUCGGAAAGCAGCAGCCGCACCCAAUCGCCAGUGGCUCUGGCGCCAAACAUACAGCCGCAUCCACCAUCUCCGUCUCCGGCAAUCGCAACACCCGCGUCCAUCUCGACUCAACCCGCCGGUGCCACCUUCUCUGUCGAGGAUAUGGAACUCUUGCAUCAUUACACUGUCUCGACCAGCCUUACCUUCUCCACCCGUUCCGAUGUCCUCGAGGUUUACAGAUUAGCCGCGCCCGAAAUCGCCUUCGCCGACCCGCCUCUCAUGAACGGCCUCCUCGCCAUAUCCGGUCUGCACCGCGCGCACUGUUGCAGCGACAUCGAGAAACGCCGGCUCUACAGCACCAUUGCGGCCUCACACCAGAACAUUGCACUCGGCGCCUUCCGUGAGCGACUAUCCAACCUGACCCGCGAGAACUGCCCUGGCGUCUUCCUCUUCUCUGCCUGGCUGACCCUGUAUGUGCUCGGCUCCAUGCACCGGCUCCAGUCGGCCGACCCUGACGCUGCCUCGGUCAUCGACUUCGAGGACCCGUCCGAGUGGAUCCGCCUGAUGCGCGGCGUGCCGUCGAUCCUGCGCCAGAGCGCCGUGUGGAGUUGGAUACGCGAGAGCCCGUUGCGGCCCAUUCUCGAGCCGGGCCUGGUCACCGACGAGCCCUUGUCCCCAGAGCUGGAACGCCGCUUCGCCACGCUGCGACGCGCGCUGAUCGACGAGCCGCUGCCCUCGUCGCCGCAGAUGGACGACGAGGAGCGCACGGUGUACGCCGAGUCGCUUGCCAUGCUGCAGAAGUAUACGGCCUUCAUCCUGCGGCCGUCGACGCCCGAGGGCCCGCUGGACCUGGUCGGCACCACGAUGAUCUGGCCGAACAUCGUGCCCGAGCGCUGGGUCGAGUAUCUGGGACAACAUCGGCCCGGGGCGCUGGUCAUGCUGGCGCAGUUCGCGGUGCUCGUGAACAACUUGCGUGGCUUUUGGUGGGCGAAGGGCUGGGGUCAGGGGCUGGUCGUCAUUGCGUGGAAGCUGCUCCCGCCCGAAUGGAAAAGCUUGGUCGAGGAGCCGGCAGAGAGAGUAGGGUGUACGUUGGGAGCAGUGUAG